AUGAUUCGAAGACAGAAAGUCCCUACUGCACUGAUAUCAGUUACCGACCGACCCGUUGAAGCGCUAUAUCGUGCCUUGGAGAAAUGCCGCACUUCGCAAGAAGACCCAAAAGAGAUAUGGAUCGCGAUAAUAUUCGUUCCGGAUGACGCCAAUACACAACCUCACCAUGCUCGCGAGUUUGCACAGCAGCUCAUGGACAGCAGAGACGCAAAGGUCUUUAAACACGAGUAUUUGUUCGAACGGGAAAUCCCGAUGAGUUACCUGAAGCACAAUGUCUCGCUCAGAGAGCUAUUCAAAGGUGGACGAAGCAUGGGGUCGUUCCUCGACACAAACGGCUCUUUCCCAGGCACUCUGGAAGAAUUCCGGAAGGUGAUAAUGAGUGAGAUAUUGUUGGACGCUUACGGCGCUGGUCGUUGGAUAGGAGGCAUCGCCCGAGCUUUCGGUGUCAGGGCACCAGUGUACGAGAUCGCGAACGGGAUAUUUUCGGAUUCGCUUGGAAGUUUCAGGCGCAUCGAUGAGGAUUCCCAAUAUUUCUAUGUAUAUUGGGCGAAUGAUGAUGGAUUUCACGGUGGUAUUGAGUUUGGGAGCAUAUGCUACGUUGAAGACGGAAUUAGUGAUGAACUCGAUUCCUGGCUUGGUAUUUGA
This is a messenger RNA of Penicillium verrucosum, 645 nucleotides long. RefSeq lists its product as uncharacterized. The transcript has a single exon. Lineage: Eukaryota; Fungi; Ascomycota; Eurotiomycetes; Eurotiales; Aspergillaceae. The record is from RefSeq and is a predicted model, not a curated record. The coding region runs from base 1 to 645 and encodes 214 amino acids.